GCACGUGUACACGAAGAAAUGGACUCUAUAUUCUUGGACAGCGACAGGCAGUGUACUUUUGUGGACACUGUCAACAUGAAGUAUCUGGAGAGAGUUAUAUUAGAAACAUUGAGGCUUUUUCCCGCAAUACCAAUAUUUGGAAGGAAACUUAAUAAGGACGUAAGAAUAGUUACAGGCAAUUACGUUAUUCCAAAAGAUGCCACCAUUGUGAUAGUUCCAUUCCUGGUACAUCGUGCAGAAAAAUAUUACCCGAAUCCACUAGUUUUUAAUCCAGACAAUUUUCUACCGGAUAAAAUGCAGCAGAGAAAUCCUUACGCUUAUAUUCCCUUCAGUGCCGGGCCGAGGUCAUGCUUGGGACGAAAGUACGCAAUGCUGAAAAUGAAGAUUUUACUGUCCACGAUAUUAAGGAAAUAUCGUAUUAUUUCUAACGUGGCAUAUCAAGAAUUUCCUUUGCUAGCAGAGAUUACCCUGAAAAGGGGCGACGGAUUCAACGUCAAGAUCGAGUCGCGUAAAACCGCAUCUCAGACAGGAGAUACCAUCUCCUCAUAGGAAUGAAAAAAUAC
This is a messenger RNA of Dinoponera quadriceps, 563 nucleotides long. Its product is annotated as cytochrome P450 4g15-like. Gene Ontology annotation, molecular function: iron ion binding; monooxygenase activity; heme binding. The transcript has 3 exons. The record is from RefSeq and is a predicted model, not a curated record. NCBI's taxonomy places the organism in Eukaryota, Metazoa, Arthropoda, Insecta, Hymenoptera, Formicidae. The annotation marks the transcript as partial.